Nerophis ophidion (straightnose pipefish) is the source of this 10465-nucleotide messenger RNA. RefSeq names its product ras responsive element binding protein 1a (gene rreb1a). The transcript is spliced from 20 exons. Gene Ontology annotation, cellular component: nucleus. NCBI's taxonomy places the organism in Eukaryota, Metazoa, Chordata, Actinopteri, Syngnathiformes, Syngnathidae. The coding region runs from base 701 to 6055 and encodes 1784 amino acids. Gene Ontology annotation, biological process: regulation of transcription by RNA polymerase II. Gene Ontology annotation, molecular function: RNA polymerase II cis-regulatory region sequence-specific DNA binding; DNA-binding transcription activator activity, RNA polymerase II-specific. The record is from RefSeq and is a predicted model, not a curated record.
GAGUUGGACAUGUCAACGACACACAAACGUGCAAACUUUCAAAGCAACUCCAAAGUAGUUGAAGCUGCGCGUGCGUGGAAAGGAGGAAGAAGAAGACGAGAAGCCUUCCCGCGGGCAUGUUCGCGCGUGUGCGCGGGAGAGAGAUGCUUGGUGGCCACGUCCCCUUGGAGACUGCACACACACACACACACACACACACACAACACGUGAUGAGCUUUAGUGCGCGGCUUUAGACGGACACACACACACACACACGGAGGAGGAGAGGCCGACGACUCCCAACACACAACCAGCUUUCUUCGACUCUUUCUCUCGACUUGUGCCUCCGGGAGGAAGAGGAGGAGGAGGAGGAGGGAGGAAGGAGGGAGGGAGGGAGGGAGGAGGAGAAGCCGGAGUAAAGUUUGUCCAAGUUUGCACAUCCCUUCGGAAACGCCAUUUUGAUUCCUCUCCUCUUCGGAGCAACUUUGCAGCCUCUCUCUCUCUCUCUCCCCCCUUCAUCACCCCAUCCUCGUCAUCAUCAUCAUCAUCAUCCUCCUCGCCACGAUGUCUCGGCGUAAGCAGCCCAACCCCAACAAAGUCCGACUGUGAGCAGUGGUCGCAGGCACUCACACCUCAAACCCCACCCCAACUCGCAAACCGCCCCUCCGAGAGCGACGCGAGCGAGUGCACGUUCUCGCUUUUCGAGAAGGACGUAGCAGCCAUGGAGGACGCCACAGAGGAGUUGCAGGAAGUGGAAGGAGCCAGCCCGAUGAUGAAUGGUGAGGAGGCGGACUUUAAAGAGGACACGCCUCAGAGUGGCACAACAGAUGAACCUGACGCGGCCACCGACGAGACGCUACAGAGUGGCGAUCAAGGUGGCGGCAGCGGGGGAGGAGACUUGUCCUCCAUCAACGCCAUGAUGUCAGCGGUAAUGUCAGCAGCGGGGUCCAUUAACGGUGAAGGAGAAGCAGGAAGUGACGCCACCUCUGGCCCCUCCCCAAGCCCCUCCCCUAACAAGACAUCAGCUCAGAGAGCGCCACCCGGCCGCAACGUACGACGCAUCCAGCAGGACGUCAAAGAAGACCACUCGACUCACGUGUGUCCACUGUGCGACAAGAGCUGUCAGAGUCAGCAUCAGCUGACCAUGCACAUCAGACAGCACAACACCGACGCGGGGGCGACGGACCACUCGUGCAGCAUUUGCGGCAAAUGUCUGAGCUCGGCGUCGUCGUUGGACCGACACAUGCUGGUGCACAGUGGCGAGCGACCAUACAAGUGCAACGUCUGCGGACAGACCUUCACCACCAACGGGAACAUGCACAGACACAUGAAGAUCCAUGAGAAAGACCCGGCCAGCGGCCUGCUCCAAGUCAGUCCCCCCUCACCUACCAAACGGCGGAGGCCAUCUAUGAAGAGGAGACAAGGCAUGGAGGACGAGAGUGGAGACGAGCCACCCUCCAAGAAGGUGAUGGAGGACUCCGCCUUUGAGGAGUCCCCAGUGGGGACGACUACGGCAGCAACAGCGGGUGCCCGGGGCGUGGACGAGGAGCUUCUCCCCUGUCCCAUCUGCUUCAAGACCUGCAGCAGCAGACUUGAGCUGGACACACACAUGGACACACACCCCGACACCACACUGAGGUGUGACUUCUGCUGCCUUUCUUUCCGAACCCACCGUGGAUUGUUGCGUCACAACGCAGGCGUCCACAAGAUCCUUCCCCAAGACCCCAGCGGCCGCCCCUUCAUCCAAAACAAUCCCUCCAUCCCCAGCGGAUUUAAUGACCUGGCCUUCAUUGAUUUUUCCUGCAAGAAGUUUGCUCACAUUGCACAGGUCUGGUGCGAGACGAACCUUCGCCGCUGCGUCAGUAAGUUCCAUCGCUUUGUGUGUGAGUGCUGCGACAAGGCUUUUCCACUGCACUCAGCCAUGGAGCUCCACAAAAGCACCAUCCAUAUAGACACACCCAAGGAUGCUAUGGAACACAAGGCUGCAGAGAGGAAAGAAGAGACCGCUACCCAAAAAAAUGAUGUCAAGGAACGUCAGAAUGACUCCAAGAAUGGUCUUUCUACCAAGCAGUCCAAUUUCUUGGAGGCACUCGGUCUCAAGCACAUCUCUAAGGUCAAGUUGGGACCCACAGAUGAUGAGAUCCACCAGGCCCACUUGGACAGCAUCAAGGUGAUCCAUGUGGAGCAACUGAGCUCCAGCCUGCCACAAGACCACGCCUACCUGGCAGGAGGUCUAGGUCUGACUCUGGGAGUGGGCGGGGUGACGGCACUCAGCAUCCCCCUGCUGGACCAGUCAGGCACGGCGUCCACUCUGCAGGGUCUUUCCCAGCGGGACGCCCUCAGCUUGCUCUCCUUGCAGCCCUACCAGGCAAGCUUCCGCAUGCAGCCUGAUGGUGCUACCACCGCUGCUGGCGCAGCAACAUCUGGCGUCAAACCCGGCGAGGUUGGCGGGAUCAUGGAGCUGGCAGACAUACAGCAGAUGCUGAAAGUGGCCACUACAUCCCCCAGUCAGAUGGGAUUGAGCAUCCCCACACUGGCCAAAGCUGCAGGGUUCACUGGAGGACAAGGUCAAGUCCAAAACCAAAAGGCAAUGCCUCCAUUGAAACCCAAACCUCCAAUCACACCUCGCACCAGCCUUACUGCAACAACACCACCGCCCCUCCAGAGUUCCCAGCAGGCUUCGCUGGGCUGUAUCAGUCCCAGCCUGCCGCCCCCGACCCCCACCCUUUGCAAAACGCCCUCCUCUUCCUCUUCGUCCUCCUCAUCAGCAGGCGGCAGCCACUUGGAAGCUGAGUGUCCUCUGUCUGAUUCACCGCCUGCAGCCACCACCGCUGUGCAUGAAGAGGAGGGGCUUAGUCGGAAGAAACCAGGAAGCAAAGCAGUUAACGAGGGCGGCGUCUCCAAUGCUGGCUCGGCUAAAGGCUCCUACCCCUGUCGCUUCUGUGACCAGGUGUUCUCCUUUUCGGGCGUCCUGCAAGCUCACAUGCGCUUCCACCUGGGGAUUCUGCCUCACCAGUGCAACAUCUGCGAUUACGUGGCCCCCGACAAGGCCACACUCAUAAGACACUUGCGCACGCACAGCGGCGAGCGUCCGUACAUUUGCCGUGUCUGCCACUACCCCUUCACUGUCAAGGCCAACUGUGAGCGCCACCUCAGGAAGAAGCACGCCAAGACGUCCAGGAAGGACAUCGAGAAAAACAUUAAGUGUGUCUUUUCAACCACGCUAAACGCCACCACCGCUCUUGCCACAGGUACCACCACCGUUGAUCCUGGUACAGGAAGUACCGGAGCAGAGACGGUGUGUCGGUUUUGUGGUGAGGACCUGAAGACAUACCGGGCACGGCAGAUCCACUUGCGCACACAUAAUGGCUGUCAGAGGAAGCCAUUUGAGUGCCGACGCUGUGGCGCUGCCUUCCUGGCAAAGCGAAACUGCAUCCACCACCUGCUCAAGCAGCACCCUGAGGUGCAGGAGCGUGAGAUUGAGGAGCACAUUGCUACGCUUCAGCCGGCUGCCUCUGUCACCUUUGUUCGCACAGCCCCCAACAGACUGAGUCAGCCACCCAUGCAGGCAAUCAAAUUGGAAGCAAUGACUAACCCCAUUUAUCACGAAGAACUGGAUCAGCCUCUGGACUUCUCUGCCAAAGGUCGCGGAGGUCUUGUGGCAUCUCCUGGGGUCAAAAUGGAAAGUCUCUCCCCUAGUCUAGACUGCCCAGCCCUAGACGAGCCCAUUGACCUGUCCAUACCCAGCAAGAGGCAGAAGCGGGAAGCCACCAUUAUCAGUGAGAAGCGGGAGAUCAAGAUGGAGCAAAGUGGCAUUAACAUCAUCGAGCAGCACAUUGUCGCCAAAGAAGACAAGAUGGUGGCCACACUGCCUGUGGGCUGCUACCAGUUCACCCCUGGAUCCACACCUCCCCCUACCUCCCUCGCCAACCUCAGCACAUCUACAAGACCUCAGCGCCUCAAGCCCCUCCUUCCUAAGCCCGUUUCCUCAUCCGUAGCUCCUCAGACCGCCCUGAAAGAGCUCCCGCCUCUGGCGUCCAUAGCUCAGAUCAUCCACUCAGUGUCCGGCGCGCCGGACCUGCUGAAGAGGGAGGUGGCCACGCUAGAGGCGAAACCUCAGCCGGCUUCUGAUUCAACCUCAGACCUUACGGGAAGUUCCGCCCUGCAGGAGCCACCAAGUGAUGACAACAGCAGGAAGAGAACUAGGAAGAAGACCGCCACCCUCGCCAUCAAGGACCAGAGUGUUCUGAGCAGCGCUGUCGACCUUGAGUCCAGCGGCGAGUUUGCCAGCGUGGAAAAGAUGCUCGCCACUACAGACACCAACAAGUUCAGCACCUACCUGCAGACCGGGGCGGGCGACCUCACAUCCAAGAAAGAUGCCGAGAGAGCAGGAGGAGGCGGGGACAAGGACAGCGGCCCGAGAGAGGAAGCAAAGACAUCUGUGUUGCUUCCUCAAUCAAAAGGGAAGAAGAACGCGUACUCCAACUCUGUCCAGAAGAUGACUUGUCCUUUCUGUCCUCGAGUCUUCCCCUGGGCCAGCUCCCUGCAGAGACACAUGUUGACGCACACUGGCCAGAAGCCCUUCCCAUGUCCACGCUGCGACGCAUUCUUCUCUACCAAGUCCAACUGUGAGCGACACCUUCUGAGGAAACACGGCGUUACCAACAGAACACUGCGACGCAACGGUGCCGUUAUCAAAAAAGAAGGCGACGAAGGCUCACAAGAGAGCGCGGAGAGUCAGUCCGAGACAGAGCAGCUUGUAACAGAACCACAGAGCGCUGAUGAGCCUCCAGCCUUUGAUGCCGACCCUUCCACUGACCUCAAAGACACUCCCUCAGAGUCGCAGGGGGAGGAAUCGACUCCUACCAGCCCCACCCACAGACCCAGCCCUGGGUCCAGUCCUGCUCAGCAAGUAGAACCACAAUCUCCUAAAAAGCCAGAUCUACAGGGGGCAGCGGAGACAGAAACUAAACUAGCUCCCAGUGCCAAGAUGGAGAACGCCGACGAUGACGACUGUCACAGCAACAAAAGUUUGGACCUCAACUUCGGCAGGAAGCUCAUCGAUUUCAAGCUGUCUAGCUCCGCCCCCUCCACAGAGAGUCCACAGGAGGUGACAGAUAAGGACAAGACUAGCAGCGUCAACGCUUCCUCGGCUUGCACCACCCCCGCCGCCAAGCCUCAGCCUGAGUACAAGCACGUGUGUCGCGUGUGCAUGAAGAGUUUCCGCUACGCCACCACCCUCGCUCGCCACGAGAGGGCGCACCUGAACGAGGAGACACCGGCAAAGGCGAUGUCGCCGCAGAAAGAGGAGGAGGCAGAGAGUGAUGUCGCCAAAGAGCCAGAAGAGGAGAAAGAUGAGGGGCCUAAGAAGGAGGUGGAGCCUGACGAGGGCGGCGGUGGGAGCGAAGCAGGCGAGAGCAGCGAGUCGGAGGACGAGGACAAGGAAAAGGAAGAACGCAGUGACGAGGAGGAGCCAAAGAGCAGAGAGGGUGGAGACGCGUCGGGAGGUCGAGUGGACAAACGCAAGAAGAUCUGCAACGUGUGCGCCAAACGCUUCUGGUCUCUGCAGGACCUGACCCGACACAUGAGGUCACACACAGGCGAGCGGCCGUAUCGCUGUCAGACGUGCGAUCGCACCUUCACACUCAAGCACAGCCUGGUCCGCCACCAGCGCAUCCACUCCAAGAGCCGCGACGCAGACGGCGCCAGUGAGGACGGCGACUCCUGCGCCGCCACGCCCACCUCCACCUGCCCGCCCUCGGAGAACGAGAGCGAGAGCGCCAAGGACUUGGAGGAGGUGGACGCUGCCGAACUGGAGGGAGGAUCUGAUCCUGAACAAGUCGAGGCCCUGUCCGCUGCUUCUGAGGAGGCGGCUGGACGAUGUGCAAACCCCCAGGAUGCCGCUGACAAUGAGAGGAGUGAUACGGCUGCUGAAGACCCUCCCAAAGACCCACCCCCAGGCUUGGGCUCUGCCCCUGCUGAGGCCAUCAUCCAGGACCUGCUGGUGAUUCGUGUCCCAUCCCCCAUGGAUCAGAUGCUGCCCAAUGGGGAGCCCCCAUUGGUGGGUGUGGACUGAGGAUGCCGAACCUUUGAGAAGCCUUGAAGUGCCUUACUACUCGUCCAUCUUCAUCACUGAGGAGGAUGAUGAUGAUGACGUCCUUUUAUAGCUUUUUAACUUUUUUGUUUUGUUUUGGAAGAUCAAGAUGGCCGACGGCUGUGUGUCUCACGGCAUGUGCGUGCGCAAAGAGACGCAUUUUGUAACUGGAAAUGAUGGCGGACAGAUUUGCCGCCACCUCUGCUUGUGUGGGGCGGAGCGGAGGCUCACACUUUAGCGAACUUCUCAGUUUAUUCCAACGUGCACAACGUUGCACGGGGGGACUUUUCUCAGUUUUUGGGUGACUUUUUGGUGUCGGGCGGGAAUUUUUCUGGGUUUCUUUUCUAAAUAUAUAUAUAUAUAUACACAUACAUACACAUAUUCAUAUGUAUAUGUGUGUGUGUCUAAGUGAUCAAAUCAAAUUUAGUUAAAUGUGUGCGUGCGUGCGCGUAUUCUUGUCGGCUUUCUUCUGGUGCCUCGGCCUCGCUCGCACUGACCCGGGUCCAAUUUACCUCAACGCGUCAAUCAUGUCUUCCUGCGAGCCAGUAUGGCUAAACUGUUAGCUCGGCCGCUGAGCUUACAGCUAAGCGCAGCUAGCUUGUCAGUCGGCCCCUGCUAGCCUGCUUUGUGCAAUUAGCCUUAACGCACAAGAAAUGGCGAUUAGCUUUGGCUUAACAUCACCUCAGCUUCUUAAGGGCUGAAAGUACUUAGCCACAGCUCUUAGCCUGUGUCUAUAAAGGGCUAACAUAUCAGUUCAGUCAUGACGUUAUUAGCCUUAGCUCGGUUUUUGAAGUCAUGGGUUAGAAGCACACUUUUGGCGAGUGGACCAGACCAGCUAACAAGCUAACACGUCGAAUAGCUUCUAGCUAACCACAGGCUACGCCGGCCUGCUGUAAGUAUUAGCACGUGACAUUUUGACCCAAUUUAACCCCCCCCCCCCCUCCCCCCGAUUAAUUUCCUCUUUCAUGCGAGCUCAAAGAACGUUAAUACAUUAAAUACUAACGUGUUGUUGUUUUUUUAUAAAUAAUUGCGUCAGAGACAAUCAAUUUGAGGAAAGAAAGAUAGCUGGGAUGAAAGUACAACACUAUGUUGUGUCACUGGAUUCAUAGCAGCCACGUUGUUUCUUUUUUGCUUGGGGGCGGGGGUCUUUUAUGUUUUUCACAUCAACCAACCUGAAAAUAGACACACAAAAAAACCUCAGCAAUAACAUUUAACAAUAAACUAACUGAAUCGGUCUGACUGGACACUAACUCUACUACUGCUAGUACGUAUCACCAUAUUGAUUCCCGAGCGUGGCCACCGCUGCCGCUCACUGCUCCUCUCACCUCCCAGGAGGCGGAACAAGGGGAUGGGUCGAAUGCAGAGGGUAAUUUCACUUCAGCUAGUAUGUGUGAGACUAUCAGUGGUACUAUAACUUUAAAUACUAGUACAGGGGUAGGGAACCUUUGGCUCUAGAGCCAGAUGUGGUUCUUUUGAUGACUGCAUCUGGCUCUCAGAUAAAUCUUAGCUGACAUUGCUUAACACGAUAAGUCAUGCAUAAUUCCGCUGGUAAUCACAGUGUCAGAAGUAAUGUUCAAAUUACAAAACAUUCUCAUGCAUUUUAAUCCAACCAUCCAUUUUCUACCGCACCUGUUCAAGAUGUCGCAUUAAUGGUAAGAAGUAUUAUGUUUAUUAUUGGUUAACUUUAAAAUUACAAUGGUAUUAAAAAGAAUAAGAGACUUAUUAUACUCUAAAAAUGUUGGUCUUACUUAAAAAUGCACGCAUUUAGUUGUAUUCAGUGUUAAAAAAAUAUUAUAUGGCUCUCACGGAAAUACAUUUUGAAAUAUCUGGCUUUCAUGGCUCUCAGCCAAAAAGAUUCCCGACCCCUGUGCUAGUACUUAAAUACUAGUACUACUGCUAGUACUUAAAUACUAGUACUACUGCUUGUACUUACAUACUAGUACUACUGCUAGUAAUUAAAUACUAGUACUACUGCGUGUACUUACAUACUAGUACUACUGCUAGUAAUUAAUACUAGUACUAUUGCGUGUACUUACAUACUAGUACUAUUGCGUGUACUUACAUACUAGUACUAGUGCGUGUACUUACCUACUAGUACUAGAGCAUGUACUUACAUACCAGUACCACUGUGUGUACUUACAUACUAGUACUAGUACAUGUACUUACCUCCUGGUACUACAGCAUGUACUUACAUACUAGUACUACUGCGUGUACUUACAUACUAGUACUACUAAGUGUACGAACAUACUAGUACUACUGCGUGUACUUAGUAGUACUACUGCAUGUACUUACACACUAGUACCACUGAGUGUACUUACUAGUACUACUGCGUGUACUUACACACUAGUACCACUGAGUGUACUUACAUACUAGUAAUACUGCGUGUACUUACAUACUAGUGCUAGUACUUACAUAACAGUACUAGUGCGUGUACUUAGUACUACUGCGUGUACUUACAUACUAGUAUUACCGAGUGUACUUACAUACUAGUACUACUGCAUGUACUAACAUACUAGUUCUAGUGCGUGUACUUACAUACUAGUACUACUGAGUGUACUUACAUACUAGUACUACUGCUAGUAAUUAAAUACUAGUGCUACUGUUAGUACUUAAAUAACUACUACUGUGUGUACUUACAUAUUAGUACUACUGCUAGUAAUUAAUACUAGUACUACUGUGUGUACUUACAUUCUAGUACUAGUGCGUGUACUUACCCACUAGUACUAGAGCAUGUACUUACAUACUAGUACCACUGCGUGUACUUACAUACUAGUACUACUAAGUGUACGUACAUACUAGUAAUACUGCGUGUACUUACUAGUACUACUAUGUGUACUUACAUACUAGUACCACUGAGUGUACUCACAUACUAGUAAUACUGCGUGUACUUACAUACUAGUGCUAGUACUUACAUACUAGUACUACUGCAUGUACUUACAUACCAGUACUAGUGCGUGUACUUAGUACUACUGAGUGUACUUACAUACUAGUAUUACUGAGUGUACUUACAUACUAGUACUACUGAGUGUACUUACAUACUAGUACUACUGCGUGUACUUACGUACUAGUUCUAGUGCGUGUACUUACAUAUUAGUAUUCCUGCAUGUACUUACAUACUAGUACUACUGCAUGUACUUACAUACUAGUUCUAGUGCGUGUACUUAGUACUACUGCGUGUACUUACAUACUAGUAAUACUGAGUGUACUUACAUAGUAGUACUACUGAGUGUACUUACAUACUAGUACUACUGCGUGUACAAAUACUGCUACUAUGGCAGCCAUUUUGUCCAAACCUGUCACAAUCAGAAUUCAUCCUGCAGAACUUUUGACUUAUCUUUAUGGGGGGGCUUCUUAUCAUCUCAUUUAGUUUUGUGUUCAGUGACAAAGUGUCGAGUGGAUUUUUUUGUAAGUUAUUUCAAAAACAAAUCUAGAAGUAGGGAGAUUUGCGAGUGCUAAUAAUUAGCAUCAGGCUAACAACACCUCACUAGUGUUCCCGCCCAAACAGCGGGGGUCGCAGCUUGUGUCGUUUGAAGUAAAUUCCGGUUCUGUCUAUCAAAUUGUUUAAAGUUUAAAUAAAAUGUUGGCUUUUGUCAAGUUAAACGAGUUAACUGUAAUACUCACCAGUCAAGGGACUGUCCUUUUUUCCCCUUAAUUAUGGCUUAGUUAAAGCCGUGAGCCCCGCCCCUUUUCAACAUGACGUAUGAACUUGUGUGAAUCCUGGACUUCCGGUUGAUUGUUUUCUUUCCAUUUUUUUUUUUUUUAUAUAUGGAAAUGUAUUUAUUUGAAGCCCAGGUGUGUGUGCGUGCGCCACCUGACGACGAGAAGCCAUGUUUGAAAAGACAAAAAAAAAAAAUCUCACGUUGAUGGUUGGCGUGAUGACGUCACUGUGUCGCGAGCACGCGCAGCUGGCCGGGCUGCAAACGAGCAAUAAGAAUCCAAAAGAGGAAAAAAAAAAAAAAAAAAGCUUUAAUUAAAUCCAUUAAAGUCCAUUUUUUUGUUGCUUCUUUUUCUUCAUCAACUUUAAAAUGUUUAAAAACUGUGAAAUUAUUUUUUUUGUUCUCUUCUGGGUGACUUGUAGAAUAGUUUUUGCAUGUUAAUCAAACGUGUUCAAAAAGGUUGUUGAUUUCGUUCCACACACACGUCUAAGAAAUAAAGUAUGAUUUUUGCUCUCAGGUUUUUGUUGACACUUUCUAAAAAAAGUUGUUUCGGUUUCCUGAGCUGCAAACUGUUAAACGAUUUCAUUUCAUGUUCUGUCAAUCACUACACAAGCACUUGACUGUGAACACACACACACACACACACACACACAAAAGGUCACACAGCAUGAAGACACAAAUAUGUUGUGUAUUUCAGACAAAUAAGAUGCAAAGAAAAUAAAGAUGAUAAGUCAAA